CACCUUUGCCAGCUGGUGUGGUGUGGUGUGUGGUCUGUGGUGCUUGCUUGCGGUGAGUACUGAGUGAAUGAAUGAAUGAAUGUAAUUUUUCAUGUGGUUAACCGGCUGCGUACGCGGAUAAUAUACGCACUCUCGUGAGUAAAAGAAGAACUUUUCUUUCCCUGGAGCGAUGUCUCUCGACAGUAUUCCCAAAGAUUUGCGGCAGUUACGGGCCUGUUUGAACUGCUCUUUAAUUAAGAGCAUUGAUCAGUUUGAAGGUGAUGGUUGUGACAAUUGCGAAGAAUUCCUUCGCAUGAAGAAUGACCGAGAAAAGGUUUAUGACUGUACCAGCAACAACUUUGAUGGGAUGAUAGCAUUGAUGAGUCCAGAGGACAGUUGGGUUGCAAAAUGGCAAAGAAUUAAUCGAUUUACUAAAGGCAUAUAUGCCAUAUCUGUUGCUGGCCGCUUGCCUGGGACAAUAGUACGUGACAUGAAGAGCCGAGGGGCACUCUAUCGGACUAGAGAUACCAGCAGCCGAUAGCAUGUCUAUUGUAGUUGGAUGUGACAGUGAUCAUGUUAAUUCUUCAAUUAUCUUUACGUUAGGAGUAUACAAUCUUUACAAGAAAUAGUAAGUGCUAAGACUGAACUUAACCCUGUAAUUUGUUAUAUUUAUCUUCAAAUCAUGUUUGUAAAUGUAUUAGUCAUUUCAUGUAAUGAUUGGAUACUCAUUCUGGAAGAUUUAUUUGUACUAAAGAACAAGUAAAUGUUCAUAGUUUUAUAUGGCAGAAGUAUAAACACAUUUAUGUCUUUCUUUUUCAUAAUAUUAUGCAUAAAUACAAUGAUCACUGCAUAGUCAUUGGAAUUUGAGCAGUGGUCUGAGAUGCUUUAUUCCUGAAAAGAAUAUACUUAAUUUCUCAUGAAUAAACGUUCCAAGUAUUAUUAUUUUUGAAUUACAUUGCUGGUGACGAAAAAGUU
Messenger RNA from Frankliniella occidentalis (western flower thrips), 954 nucleotides. Its product is annotated as transcription elongation factor SPT4. Gene Ontology annotation, cellular component: nucleus; DSIF complex. Bases 170 to 520 code for a protein of 116 amino acids. Gene Ontology annotation, biological process: mRNA processing; positive regulation of DNA-templated transcription, elongation; chromatin organization. Gene Ontology annotation, molecular function: RNA polymerase II complex binding; zinc ion binding. The transcript has 5 exons. Lineage: Eukaryota; Metazoa; Arthropoda; Insecta; Thysanoptera; Thripidae. The record is from RefSeq and is a predicted model, not a curated record.